AUGUCCGUAACAACGACCUCCAAUCCCCUCACCUACGCCUCUGCUGCGGUGCUCAGAGACUACGAACUCGCGCACUCCGAGUCUGAUGAGCCGCUCGAUACGUCGCUGAACGCACACCCUGCUCCGCCAUCAGGAUCAAGCAAUCCCCCGGACUGGCCUACUGAGCAUCGUCGUAUCCCCGCAUACCGACCCGUCAACACAGAGCUUGAUCAGGGUUCACGGAGAGUAUACCAAAACGCGAUCGAAAGAACCUUUAUUGGUGUCAUGUUCUCAGGAGUGUUUUUGGAGGGGACAGCUGCGAAGAUCUGGCGAGCAACGGGUGGUAAGGUUCGCGAUGUUGGUUAUAAGAUCGGUGGAGAAUGGUGA
Messenger RNA from Ascochyta rabiei, 366 nucleotides. RefSeq lists its product as uncharacterized. The transcript is spliced from 2 exons. The record is from RefSeq and is a predicted model, not a curated record. NCBI's taxonomy places the organism in Eukaryota, Fungi, Ascomycota, Dothideomycetes, Pleosporales, Didymellaceae. The coding region runs from base 1 to 366 and encodes 121 amino acids.